GGUCUGCUGGAGAUCCGCGCCGUGGCCGUGCGCACCGUGGCCAUCAAGGGCGUGCGGAGCUCCCGGUACCUGUGCAUGGACGAGGCGGGGCGGCUGCACGGGCAGCUCAGGUAUUCCACUGAGGAUUGUUCCUUUGAAGAGGAGAUUCGCCCAGAUGGCUACAACGUAUAUAGAUCAAAAAAAUACGGAAUAUCGGUGUCUUUGAGUAGUGCCAAACAAAGACAACAGUUCAAAGGAAAAGAUUUUCUUCCACUGUCUCACUUCUUACCUAUGAUCAACACUGUGCCAGUGGAGUCAACAGACUUUGGUGAAUAUGGUGACUACAGCAAAGACUUUGAGCCAGAGGUGUACUCAUCCCCUCUCGAAACGGACAGCAUGGACCCCUUUGGCAUCACCUCCAAACUGUCACCUGUGAAGAGCCCCAGCUUUCAGAAAUGACCCUGCUCACA
Molecule: messenger RNA, 449 nt
Organism: Acanthisitta chloris (rifleman)
Lineage: Eukaryota; Metazoa; Chordata; Aves; Passeriformes; Acanthisittidae
Gene: FGF19
Product: fibroblast growth factor 19
Exons: 2
Biological process (GO): regulation of cell migration; cell differentiation; positive regulation of cell population proliferation
Cellular component (GO): cytoplasm
Molecular function (GO): growth factor activity; fibroblast growth factor receptor binding
Source: RefSeq, a predicted model, not a curated record